GUGGCGUUCGAUUGAACACGUGUCGUCAUGUUUAAUGGUUGACUGUUUUAUUACUUCUUAUUAAUUUAACAAAAUUAUGGGGAAAUUAAAUGUUUCAACUUUGAGAUAUUUAUCGAAAGAUGAUUUUAGAGUCUUAACAGCAGUUGAAAUGGGAAUGAAAAACCAUGAGCUGGUUCCAGGUGUUUUAGUUACACAGAUUGCUAAUUUAAAACAUGGUGGCUGUCACAAGCAUUUAAUGGAUUUAUCUCGGAAAAAGUUAAUUGCAUACGAAAGAGGAAGACGCUAUGAUGGUUACAGAUUAACAAAUUUAGGAUAUGAUUUUCUUGCACUUCGUGCAUUGUCAUCUCAUCAUGUUAUAAGUUCAGUGGGUAAUCAAAUUGGAGUUGGUAAAGAGUCAGAUAUAUAUAUUGUUGCUGAUGAAGAUGACAAUGAGUUAGUUUUAAAAAUACAUAGACUUGGUCGUACUUCAUUUCGGAAACUUAAAGAAAAAAGAGAUUAUCACAGACAUCGCAAAGGAAUUUCUUGGAUAUAUUUAUCAAGAUUAGCAGCAGUAAAAGAAUUUGCUUUUAUGAAGGCUUUAUAUGAUCGUGAAUUUCCAGUACCAAAACCAAUAGAUUUUAACCGUCAUUGUGUUGUAAUGGAAUUAAUAGAUGGAUAUCCUUUAUGUCAAGUACAUGAAGUAAAUGAUCCUGCUACACUGUAUGAUGAACUGAUGAACUUACUAGUUCACUUAGCUAAUUACGGCUUGAUUCAUGGAGACUUUAAUGAAUUUAAUAUAAUGCUGAAAAAAGAUGAUCAUCCUGUAUUGAUUGACUUUCCACAAAUGAUUUCUACUUCUCAUCCCAAUGCAGAAUGGUAUUUUGAAAGAGAUGUUAAUUGUAUUAGAGAAUUUUUCAAAAAACGUUUUAAUUAUGAAAGUGUUUUAUAUCCAACGUUUCAAGACAUUGAGAGAGAGUUUGAUCUUGAUUUAGAAACAGCUGCAAGUGGAUUUUCAAAAGAAACGAAAGAAGAAUUUAAUGAGGCAAUACAACAGAUGAAAAAUGCCAAUGAUAGGAGUUCUGAAGAGGAAGAAAAUGAAAUAAGUGAAUUUGAAGAAGAAAACGAAUCAAAAGUGUACAGUUCAGAAAAUCAAGAAGUUUGCAAAGUAACAAAUGUACAAAGAACAGACUCCAAAGUAAAUUUUAAUACCAAGCAAAUACUGAAAUUUCUAGAAGAUGUUGAAAUAUCCAAAACUGCAGAAUCAACUAAAGCAGAGAGUUGCGCAGAAUCAACUAAAGCAGAGAGUUGCGCAGAAUCAACCAAAGCAGAGAGUUGUGCAGAAUCAACUAAAGCAGAGAGUUGCGCAGAUUUAUAUGUGGAUAUUGCACAAGAUGAAAAGUAUGCUUGUAGCGAAAUGGAUAGUACUGCAAGUAAAGCCUCAAUUGCUCCUGAAGUAAUUUGUUCCAGGAUUAGAAAGGAAGUAUUGAAGAGAAAACAGAAAGAGAAACGUAGAGUGAAGAUUAAAGGUGAAGCCAGUGCAGUGAACAGGUUACGCCGUGAAAAUCAUGAUACUGUUAAAGAAAGUUUUGGUUUUUUUUAACCAAUUGAAAAUAAUUGUAAAUGGUUUUCUUUAAUUUCAUUAAAACACACAUUAUCAUCAGAUUUAAGAGUAAUAGUUCCACUAGAGACAUUCAAAUAUGACCACUGCACUUUGUAGGAGAAAUAUUACAGAUUGUGACAGAGAGGGCAACUUGUAGAAUGAUGUCUUAAAGAUUCAAAAAUUGAGAGAUUGCCAAUGGGGAGAAAAAGGGGAGGUUAAUCUUUCUUGUCAAGAUGAAUGAGGCGUGCAAGCAUAAUGUACAGUACAGUACCUGUACAUGUUAUGUAAAAGUGACCUGUCUAGUGUCAA
Molecule: messenger RNA, 1888 nt
Organism: Centruroides sculpturatus (bark scorpion)
Lineage: Eukaryota; Metazoa; Arthropoda; Arachnida; Scorpiones; Buthidae
Gene: RIOK2
Product: serine/threonine-protein kinase RIO2-like
Exons: 9
Coding region: 77-1579 (500 amino acids)
Biological process (GO): maturation of SSU-rRNA; protein phosphorylation
Cellular component (GO): nucleus; cytosol; preribosome, small subunit precursor
Molecular function (GO): ATP binding; protein serine/threonine kinase activity
Source: RefSeq, a predicted model, not a curated record